CGCCGGGUUCCCGCGGCCCGCGCUGGGAGCGGGCCUAGAGCCUCCGCGAGAGGGGCUCCCCGCGUCCGCCUUGACCCCGCUCCGCCGGGCAGCUUGAAGCGUCGCUGGCCGUGGUCGCCGCUGGGGCAUCAAAAUCAGUAGCAAGUUGCUGAGACUAAGUGAAAGAAGCAGGAUGCAGAAUCAUGAUAACUAGAAAAUUCAGUUCUUCACAAUAUCCCUGACCUGUCUGCCUCUGGAAUGCUAGCGGGUGUCCGCAGUGCCUAUGGUGGCUAGUCAUUAAGCAUGUGGAAUGAAUGCAGCAGAGCUGUUACAGGUCCCUUUCUCUGUGUAUGGUUCUUCAUUUACUUGGCGGUCUCCUGAGAAUAGAUCACUAAAGGAUAUUUCAACAUAUCAAAAAGAAGCUAAAGCAAAUCGAGAUCGUUGGGAUAGAUGGAUUUUUGUCAGUUUCUGUGAACUAAAGCGAUUCAAUGUCUCUUUUGGAUUGCUUCUGUACUUCACGGACACGAGUUGAAUCCCUCAGACCUGAGAAACAGUCUGAAACCAGUAUACAUCAAUGCUUGGUUGAUGAGCCAGCCCACUCCUGGUCACCUCCAUCUGCCAGAGCCAGUGAAGUGAUAUGUUCCACUAAUGUUGCUCACUAUGAAUUGCAAGUGGAAAUAGGAAGAGGAUUUGACAACUUAACCUCUGUCCAUCUUGCACGGCAUACUCCUACAGGAGCAUUAGUAACUAUAAAAAUGACUAAUCUGGAAAACUGCACUGAAGAGCGCCUGAGAGCUUUGCAGAAAGCGGUGAUUCUAUCCCACUUUUUUCAGCACCCCAAUAUUACAACUUACUGGACAGCUUUUACUGUUGGCAGCUGGCUUUGGGUUAUUUCUCCAUUUAUGGCCUAUGGUUCAGCAAGUCAGCUAUUGAAGACCUACUUUCCUGAAGGAAUGAGUGAAACUUUAAUAAGAAACAUUCUCUUUGGAGCAGUGCGGGGAUUGAACUAUCUGCACCAAAAUGGCUGUAUUCAUAGGAGUUUUAAAGCCAGCCAUAUCCUCAUUUCUGGCGAUGGCCUAGUGACCCUGUCUGGCCUGUCCCGUAUGCAUAGUUUGGUUAAGCACGGUCAGAGGCGCAGGGCUGUGUUUGAUUUCCCACAGUUCAGCACACCAGUGCAGCCGUGGCUGAGUCCAGAACUGCUGAGACAGGAUUUACAUGGAUAUAAUGUGAAGUCAGAUAUUUACAGUGUUGGAAUUACAGCCUGUGAAUUAGCCAGUGGGCAGGUGCCUUUCCAGGACAUGCAUAGGACUCAGAUGCUGUUACAGAAACUGAAGGGUCCUCCAUAUAGCCCACUGGAUAUCAGUAUUUUCCCUCAAUCAGACUCUAGAAUGAAAAAUUCCAGAUCAGGGAUAGACUCCGGGAUUGGAGAGAGUGUGCUUGUCUCCAGUGGAACUCACACAGUCAACAGUGACCGGCUGCACACACCGUCCUCCAAGACCUUCUCUCCUGCCUUCUUUAGCUUGGUACAGCUCUGCUUGCAGCAAGAUCCUGAGAAAAGGCCAUCAGCAAGCAGUUUAUUGUCCCAUGUAUUCUUCAAGCAGAUGAAAGAAGAAAGCCAUGAUUCCAUACUCUCACUAUUGCCUCCUGCUUACAAGCCAUCAGAAGUGCCACCUACGGAGUUGCCAUGGACUGAGCUGGAGUGCGAUUUUCCUGAAGAAAAUGACCCAGACUGGGAAUUCUAGGGCUGCCAAAUCAUUUCAUGUCCUAUAUACUUGACACUUUCUCCUUGCUGCUUUUCCUUCUGUUAUGCUAGGUACAAGUAUCAAAACUAUACUUGAAAAUACAGUUGGUGCACUGGAGAACUGAUCCAUUAGGACCACUCUGUUCAUAGGGCACGUGUUUAUCGCCCACCGGCCAGAUCAGAGUGCCUCCACAACUCCAACGUCAGAACUGCUAAUCCAGCUACAGGAGUGUCAUCUGUUCCUGAUCCCCCCAAGCUGUGACUACGCCACUCUGAUCUCAGUGUAAUUUUUGAGCCAGUUAUUUUUUCCUCCAUUUGCUGUCAUCUGGGGAAUGAACCCUGAGUGGACAGCAAGUGCUUCAAAGGAUACCUUUUUCUUCCAGAUUCUCUAUCUAGCCUUUUGACCAGCUAUUGUUAGACCAAUAGGCUGGUUUAUCUUAGCGCAAAGCCCUUUUUUGGAGAAGGGAAAAUGUUUAUACCACCGCUUUACACAUGGUGAUAUCAAACUGAGCCUCCCUCACAUUAAUUGACUCACUUGAAAUACCUAGAGAAGAUAGGAUUUUCAUUGUUAGAAAGGGGUCUAAAGUAACAUUUUUUCUACCUAUGUAAAUUAUAGAUCCUAAAUCAUGCACCCUGUGGGAGCUCAAUAAAGAUUUAUUGAAGUAA
Messenger RNA from Jaculus jaculus (lesser Egyptian jerboa), 2386 nucleotides. RefSeq names its product STE20 related adaptor beta (gene Stradb). The transcript is spliced from 13 exons. The record is from RefSeq and is a predicted model, not a curated record. The coding region runs from base 468 to 1721 and encodes 417 amino acids. Gene Ontology annotation, molecular function: protein serine/threonine kinase activator activity; protein kinase activity; ATP binding. Lineage: Eukaryota; Metazoa; Chordata; Mammalia; Rodentia; Dipodidae. Gene Ontology annotation, biological process: protein phosphorylation.